Messenger RNA from Lobosporangium transversale, 583 nucleotides. RefSeq lists its product as hypothetical. The record is from RefSeq and is a predicted model, not a curated record. Lineage: Eukaryota; Fungi; Mortierellomycota; Mortierellomycetes; Mortierellales; Mortierellaceae. Gene Ontology annotation, biological process: mitochondrial respiratory chain complex III assembly. Gene Ontology annotation, cellular component: Cbp3p-Cbp6 complex; mitochondrion. The coding region runs from base 62 to 493 and encodes 143 amino acids. The transcript is spliced from 2 exons. Gene Ontology annotation, molecular function: ribosome binding.
AUGCAAUUGAACCAUAACCUACUUCCUUUACAACCUCAAUUUACCACAGCCACGAUUUCUAAUGUCCUCAGCAGCAACUCCUUCCACACAAACUGUCCUUAGUCUCUAUAGAUCCUACCUAAGAGUGAUCAACAAAUGGCCCACUGAUCCUAUCCGUCCUACUCGCAAUAUGAAGACUGCACUCCGGAGCCAGGUCAUGGAGUCGUUUCGAUCUCCCCUCAACGCUACAGCAGGACCCAACAAUGCUGCCGACACUCUUGCCUCAAGAGUGGCCGAUGCCCGAGUUCAACUCGAAGCUUUGCAGAAGAUCGCACAAAAUGAGUUCAAACAAAAGUAUCCUCUCUCAUCGAAGUUGCUGACCCCCGCCAGCAAUCCCAACUAUUACUCUAAGCUUGUUGAUAUGCUGGAGAAAGAGACAGCCAAGAAGAAUAUUGAGGCCAUUGGAAAGAAGGGACCAACCUUUUUCCAAAAGCUCUUUAGAACGGCCAAAUAGGAAGAAAACAAAGGAUCACAAUCAUGAACUACAUUAUGGAAUGCUCGUCUUGUAUAAUAACAAAAUAAAUUCGACCCAACACGUUCGCCA